Molecule: messenger RNA, 741 nt
Organism: Monascus purpureus
Lineage: Eukaryota; Fungi; Ascomycota; Eurotiomycetes; Eurotiales; Aspergillaceae
Source: the annotation of a GenBank genome assembly
AUGGCCCCGGGACCAUUAACGCGAGAACUGCAGUUCGAGAAAAAGAACAAAAACCUCAUAAAGUUGCCUAAAUACGCCAAAGUCCAAAAACGCCCAAUCCCCCACCCUCCAAUCUCCUCCCCGUACUCCGGCCCCCAAGUCCCAAAAACAGUCUACAUAUCCACCAAGACGCCAUUCAUGAGUGCUGUGAAACGCGUCCAGAAACUCCUCCGAUAUGCCGAGAAGCGCGCCAUAUCCUCUGCCCUGUCGAAGACGAGCGGGAAGCUGAGCGAAAGGGAGAAGCUGGCACGGAUUGCGAGUGCGGAUGAAGAACUGCGGAUAUGGAAUGAGGAAGUAUUUAUUAAAGCGACGGGGAGGGCGAUUGAGAAGGCGCUGAGCGUGGGGAAAUGGUUUGAGGGUCGUCCUGAUGAAUAUGAGGUUCGGGUGAAGACGGGAAGUGUGCUUGUUGUGGAUGAUAUUGUAGAGGAUGAGGAGAAGAUCAGAGCCAUUUCCGAGGACGAGGGGAAGGGGAAAGAAAGACAGCAGCAGGAUGAGGAGACAGAGGCAGUUCCGGUUUCUUCGGAGUCGCUUACGGUUGAUUCUACAGGACCAGCUGCUUCUACAUCUACAUCUACACGACAAGCUCCGUCAAAGCAGACGGAAAAGAACAGGAAACACGCAGCAAUUUCAUCAGAUAUAAAGCUCCCAGAAACGAGAACGAGAUGGGUCAAUAUGGUCGAGAUUGCUGUGAGCCUCAAGUGA